CCCACAAUCCUCUCCUGUCCGGCCCUCGCAAGAUGGCGCUGCUGGGGGCUCCGCGGAGCCUGGCGGCAGCCGUCUCCUUCAAGCGGCGGCUGCUCGCCCUCGCCCUGCUGCGGCCUCCGGUGGCCGCUGCCGCCGCCUGCGCGUACGGCUGGCUUGGGGGGAGCGGGCGGCAGCGGGCACACGCCACCCCGGGCAGCGGUCAGAUUCCACCAAUCUGCAAGCAAAGAUCAUGGCACAGUCCGGGGGGAGAUUAUUCGAGGCCGUUAUUAGAGGCUUCAGAGAUCCUCCCAAGGUGGCGACUGAUAGAAAAGAGAAUGUGUUGGCAUGGUCAUGCAGGUGGAGGGCUUCACACAGAUCCAAAGGAAGGGCUGAAAGAGAUAGAUGCCAAAAAGAUUAUCAGAGCAAUGUUGUCUUAUGUGUGGCCCAAAGACAGACCAGACCUGAGAGCCAGAGUAGCCAUAUCUCUGGGGUUUUUAGCAAGUGCAAAGGCCAUGAAUAUAUUGGUUCCCUUCAUGUUUAAAUAUGCAGUAGACAACCUCAACCAGGCAUCUGGAAACAUACUCAACCUCAGUGAUGCACCAAAUACAGUGGCAACGGUGGCAACUGCUGUUCUCAUUGGCUAUGGUAUCUCAAGAGCUGGGGCAGCAUUAUUUAAUGAAGCUAGAAAUGCAGUAUUUGGGAAAGUAGCUCAAAAUUCAAUCAGAAGGAUAGCAAAAAACGUUUUCCUGCAUCUUCAUAACCUGGAUUUGGCAUUCCAUCUGAGUAGGCAAACGGGAGCUCUGUCAAAAACCAUCGACAGAGGAACAAGAGGCAUCAGUUUUGUUCUUAGCGCUUUAGUAUUUAAUCUGGGACCUACCAUGUUUGAAGUGGCACUAGUCAGUGGAAUUCUAUAUUACAAAUGUGGUGCAGAGUUUGCUUUAGUAACCCUGGGGACGCUUGGAGCCUAUGCAGCAUUCACGAUAGGAAUUACGCAGUGGAGGACGAAGUUUCGAAUAGAAAUGAACAAAGCAGAUAAUGAUGCGGGUAAUGCUGCAAUUGACUCGCUACUGAAUUACGAGACUGUGAAGUAUUUCAAUAAUGAAAAAUACGAAGCCCAACGAUACGAUGGAUUCUUGAAGACAUAUGAAAAUGCCUCCCUGAAGACUACCUCUACUUUAGCUCUCCUGAAUUUUGGACAGAGCGCUAUAUUUAGUGUUGGCUUAACAGCCAUCAUGGUGCUUGCCAGCCAGGGCAUUGUUGCAGGCAGCCUUUCUGUCGGAGAUCUAGUAAUGGUGAAUGGAUUGCUGUUCCAGCUUUCUCUUCCCCUAAACUUCCUGGGAACAGUAUACCGAGAGACAAGACAAGCACUUAUAGACAUGAAUACCUUGUUUACGCUUCUCAGUGUAGAUACCAAAAUUAAAGACAAAGAGCUGGCUCCACCCCUGCAGAUCACACCACAGACUGCUGCCAUUGCCUUUGAUAAUGUGCAUUUUGAAUACCUUGAGGGGCAGAAAGUCCUUGCUGGAGUGUCUUUUGAAGUCCCUGCAGGAAAGAAAGUGGCCAUUGUUGGAGGUAGUGGGUCAGGGAAAAGCACAAUUGUGAGAUUAUUAUUUCGUUUCUAUGAACCUCAGAAAGGAAAUAUUUAUGUUGCUGGACAGAACAUACAAGAUGUCAGUUUGGAAAGUCUGAGAAAGGCAAUAGGAGUUGUACCUCAGGAUGCUGUUCUCUUCCAUAAUACUAUCUAUUACAAUCUGCUCUAUGGCAAUAUCGAUGCAACACCGGAAGAGGUGUAUGCAGUAGCAAAGUUGGCGGGAAUCCAUGAUGCUAUUCUUCGAAUGCCAAAUGGUUACAACACUCAGGUUGGUGAACGAGGACUCAAGCUCUCUGGAGGAGAAAAGCAAAGAGUUGCAAUUGCCAGAGCAAUGUUAAAGGAGCCACUUAUUUUUCUCUAUGAUGAAGCCACAUCAUCUUUAGAUUCAAUUACAGAAGAGAAUAUUCUCAGUGCCAUGAGGGACAUGGUGAAACACCGAACAUCAAUUUUCAUUGCUCACAGGUUGUCAACAGUAGUUGAUGCAGAUGAAAUCAUUGUGCUGGAUCAGGGUAAAGUUGUGGAACGUGGUAGACAUGCAGACCUCCUUGCAAGUCCUAACAAUCUCUAUUACGAAAUGUGGCAUACACAGAGCAGCAAAGUACUAAAUAGUCAAAACAAUCCAAAUUGGGAAGAGAGAAAUAAUCGGAUGUCCAAAGAGGAGGAAAGGAAGAAACUAGAAGAAGAAAUUACCAAUAGUGUGAAAGGCUGUGGAAACUGUUCAUGCUAAGUAUGAUCCUGGAUUAAUCUUCUCUAACAGGUUAAAAAUGCACAGGAUUACAAUGAAGUGCAGCUCUUGUUUCUAAGUCAGCGUUCAAAAACUUCCUGUUUUUUGCAGUUUUGGGGUUUUACAGUAUCUCAGAGGCACGUAAUUUCAACCAAAGGAGUUCUAUUUUUACAUCUUUAGAAAUCUCUAACAUUCAGUGGCAUCUGCAAGAGCUGAGCUUUUUCAAAAACUUUAAACUUCUCAAGAGUGUAAUUUAUGGCAAUUUUUAGGCAUUGAUAAAUUCUCCUGGUAGUUGCUUGAGGUGGAUUAUUAAAUUGUAAACAGAUUUGUCCUUGAUUUACAUUAUUUUUCAUCAUUAAUCGUCGAUAAAUAUGUCAUGUUUUAAUUGUAAUUGGGCUAAUUUGAACUCAUUUGCUAGUGAGGAAGAUGCAAUUUAAAUUGUUCAGCGCUGUUCUGGUUUAAAAUGUUCUUCCUUGUAAAGAAAAAGAAAAGCCUCAACAAAAUAUUAGAGGCUUCUAAUAGCAAACUAAAUAUUGGAAUUAUCCAUCUCACCCUUCAAAAACACCUUUCGCAGUGGACUAUCAGGAAAUAUAUUGGUAUUCUGAAAGAAAACAAGCAGUAUUUUUAAGAGCUGGCAAAAAUCUGGACUUGACAAAAUAUAGUGUGACUUUGCAGAAAACAUACAAAGUGUUGUAUGUAAAUUUGGAGAAUCAGAGGUUUCCCUUAAAUGAAAGAAUCCGAGUUGAGGAUUGUGUAUCCUCAACAUCUGCCGUAGUAGUCAAAGCGGAAUGCAGUCACUUUUUCUAUUUCAGUUGUGGUCUUAGGGAGCAAUUAAGAUUCAAUAAAGACUUCCAUAAAUUUCUAUUAUGUCAUUAAUGUAUGAGAAAACGAUCUGGAUAAUGUUGAAAGCGUUGCUAUAAAAAUCUCCUCAUUUCAAUAGUCAAAACUUCUUCAGUGUCAAGAAACCUCUGUCUGUGAGAUUUGCAGGACCUUACAGGUGUAUCAGGUUUGCAUGGCCAGGUUUUGGUAGCGGGGGGCUGCAGAGGCGGCUGCUGUGAGAACCUGCCAGAAGUUUCUGCCAUGUCUGACAGAGCCAGUGCCAGUGGCUCCAAGACGGACCUGCCGCUGGCCAAGGCUGAGCCCAUCAGCGAUGUUGGUAGCCCCUCUGGGAUAACAUAGUUAAGAAGGGGGAAAAACCUGCUGUACAACAGUAGCUGGGAGAGAGGAGUGAGAAUAUGUGAGUGGAACAACUCCGCAGGCACCAAGGUCGGUGAAGAAGGCAGAGAGGAGGUGCUCCAGGUGCCAGAGCAGAGAUUCUCCUGCAGCCCAUGGAGAAGACCAUGGUGAGGCAGACUGUCCCCCUGCAGCCCAUGGAGGAUGAUGGUGGAGCAGAUAUCUGCUGGCAGCCUGUAGAGGACCCCAUGCCGGAGCAGGAGGGUGCCUGAAGGAGGCUGUGACCCCGUGGGAAGCCCACACUGGAGCAAGCUCCUGGCAGGACCUUUGGACUCAUGCGGAGAGGAGCCUGCACUGGAGCAGGUUUGCUGGCAGGACUUGUGACCCCAUGGGGGACCCACGCUGGAGCAGUCUGCUCCUGAAGGUCUGCACCCCGUGGAAGAGACCCGCGCUGGAGUAGUUGGUGAAGAACUGUAGCCCGUGGGAAGGACUCACGUUGGAGAAGUUCGUGGAGGACUGUCUCCUGUGGGAGGGACCCCCCUGCUGGAGCAGGGGAAGAGCGUGAGGAGGAAGGAGCGGCAAAGACAACUUGUGAUGAACUGACCACAGCCCCCAUUCCCCAUCCCCCUGUGCCGCUGGGACGGAGUAGGUAGAGAAUUCAGGAGUAAAGUUGAGCCUGGGAAGAAGGGAGGGGUGGGGGGAAGGGGUUUUAAGGUUUAGGUUUCAUUUCUCAUUACCCUACUAUGAUUUAAUUGGCAAUAAAUUAAUUUCCCCAGGUUGAGUCUCUUUUGCCCGUGACGCUAAUUGGUGAAUGAUCUCUCCCUGUCCUUGUCUUGACCCAUGAGCCUUUCGUUAUAUUUUCUGUCCCCUGUGCAGUUGAGGAAAGGGUCACCGCACCACAACAGGAUUGUAUUUUUAGAUCUUAUCUCUUUGGGGAGAUUUACCAUUGUCUAUUUAUCACCAGUUAUUCUGGUAUGAUUCUUCAUGUUGAAUUUAACAAUAAAAAUCUUUCUCUUGGAUGUUGAAAAAUAACUUUUUUUUUUUUCCCGGGGAAUUAUACCAGUAUAAUUACACUGAUAUAAUUACAUUUGUAAAUCAGACGCACGAUUUCUCAGUGUGGGCACUAGCAAAGCACUGAAUUUGGUGCUUCUGGCAAUUUAGUUGCAAAUAGUGUUUAUUUUUUUGUGUUAUAGCCUCCCCUGCAACUAAAUAUAGGAACAGUAACUUAAAGGGAGUGAAACCUUUGCUAUCUUUUCUGCUAGUCACUCAUUUUCUCUCUAUGAAAAUGAUGGGUGGAAAAAAACCCAACCUGGCAUCAAUCUCCAGUUAAAAAUUACGUUUAAAAGUAUGUCAAAUGCAAGAACUUUUAUUUUCAUCCUUGGAAUGCAGAAGCAAAGUGAAGCCUUCUUAAUGUAGCGGCAGUUCAGCUUGCUUCUAGCUUACAAUCUUCCUUUUAUUUUCACUAAUUGUCUCCUUUUUUAGUUUCUGACAGCAGUAAGGUUGACUAUAAAGGUGCAGCUAUCUCUGAACUACCAGAAAGAGUUAGCAAAGGUUUAUUAAAAAGCCUUUUUAUGAGGCAUCUCCCUUUCCCGUAUCGUGGCUAAUAAAAAUACCCCAAACAACAUGUCAUCCCUCUCCAAUCCCUCCCUGCCCCGCAAGAGCUAGUUUUUGGAAUUAAAUCAUUUGUCCGCUAUUGCGUGCAGCAGGUAAUGUGCAAAGGCUUGAAAUAGUAAUAUUGCAAUCCUGAAGAUUAUUUUUUUUUCCCUUUGACACAAAUAUUAGAAAUGUUACUGGUCUGAAAGAUGGAGGAAAGGGUUUUUUUCUCAGUGAACAUUUGUCUGCGUCUUGCAGGGCUUGGACGUCCUUGUGAUCGUCUGCAGAGAGCACAGAAGCUACCAUUAUCUUUUAAUGUCUGCAACCAAAAGCCAGUGUAAUGCCAGAUUUGGUUGUGUUUGGGAAGGGAAGUUUUCAGCUGAGCAAGUGAUGAUACAAAGCUGGUGCAUUUUAUCACAGGGGAUGGACUUUGCCAGUACUGUAAGAGCCUUGGGCAUUACAGGUUUGGCAUGAGGACCAUUUUCAGACAGUAAAUACCAGAAAUGAUCAAUGUUUCUUUACAUCUGUAAAGGGUUUGAUACAGCUGUAAGGUCAUUACCUACCUCUGCCAUCAUUUUUGAUGCCAAUCAACGUGCUGCAGCAUUGUCCAACUUUUAAGCAAACUGGAUGCUGGGAGGUAACUCUUCCCAAAGGCAUUUCCUAAAAAAGGCGGCCAGUCAUACAGCCCCAAUAUUUGUUCUAAACAAUUGCAAUGAGUUUCUGGAGCUGACUGAAAACUUCCCAUGUUGCUAGAUAAACAUUUCUGACUUGUGUGUGGCUUUAUUUGAAGGAAUGCUCUCUGUGCCUCUCUGUCUGCUGCUUAGACACAUGCUACAAAAAUUUACCAUUGUAAAUUUAGCAGCUACGCAUGAGAAAUGGAGAAAAGAAGAAAAAAAUAAAAAGGCAUCCAUA
Messenger RNA from Grus americana (Whooping crane), 5972 nucleotides. It is a transcript of the gene ABCB7, whose product is annotated as ATP binding cassette subfamily B member 7. Gene Ontology annotation, molecular function: ATP hydrolysis activity; ABC-type transporter activity; ATP binding. The record is from RefSeq and is a predicted model, not a curated record. Gene Ontology annotation, biological process: intracellular iron ion homeostasis; transmembrane transport. Gene Ontology annotation, cellular component: mitochondrial inner membrane. NCBI's taxonomy places the organism in Eukaryota, Metazoa, Chordata, Aves, Gruiformes, Gruidae. The transcript is spliced from 16 exons. Bases 33 to 2297 code for a protein of 754 amino acids.